AUGGCUGGAGAUCUCGUCCUGUUAACCGGCGGAACCGGCAUGAUCGGAUUCAAGACCUUGAUCAAGCUCCUCGAAGCAGGCUACUCCGUUCGCGCUGCCGUCCGCAACCAAGCUGGUUUUGACAAGAUUUCCGCCUUAAAGCCCACCGCCAACUACAAGCAGCAGCUUAGCAGCGUCGUAGUUCCUGAUAUCACUAUUCCAGGUGCUUAUGACGAAGCCGUCAAAGGAGUCAAGUACAUCGUCCACGUCGCCUCACCCUUGGCGGGGAAAAGCCAGGGAAAUGACUAUGAAGCUGCAAUCAUCCAGCCUGCUAUCCAAGGCACAGUGGGCAUAUUGGAGUCUGCAAACAAGACCGUGGGCAUUGAGAGGAUUGUGAUUACUGCAUCUGUUGCGUCGCUCGCUUCCACUGCACGACUCAGCACGGGGAAAAUCGUCGAUGAACAAACCCACGACGUUCAGACCAAGGGACCAUUCACCAACGAAUUCGCUGCCUAUUCUGCCUCAAAGGGCCUAUCAUUCCAAGCCACCAAGGACUUUGUAAAGGAAAAAAAACCCUCCUUUGACGUUAUUUCCAUUCUACCGACCUUUGUUAUUGGACGGGACAACACUGUCACAGAUGUCAGCAACAUUGGCAAAGGGACUAAUGGGUUUGUCAUUGGCCCUAUUCUCGGACAGCCACGCGACAACCCCAUGAAUGGAAUCACCGUGCAUGUUGAUGACGUCGCAAAGCUGCAUGUUUUAUCUUUGGAUCCGAAAAUUGAGGGAAAUCAGGCUUUCUUGGCGGCUGGUCCGAAUUACAGCGCUGUUGUAUGGGCUGACUCGUUUGACAUUGUGAGGAGGCACUAUCCAAAGGAAUAUGCGGCGGGCGUGUUCAAGUUCGAUUCGAUUACUCCGCCUGUUACGGUGCUUGCAAAAGUUGAUAAUGCCAAGGCAAGGAAAACGUUUGGUAUUGAGUUUAAGAGUUUUGAGGAGCAGGUUGUUUCUCUUGUUGAUCACUUUUUGGAGCUGAGGGGGCGGGGGUAUUACAACAAACUUACUUCGACAUACAGCGCGUAUGCCAUCUACGCAAUGGCUCUUCCCGUCGGCGUUCAUAUUGGUAUUGAGCUUACCAACUUCGUGAAGCCCUUGGAAAAGGCGGCUUUGAAGCUGGGAACUCUGGCAGCCCGGGAAGCUUUCCGCGUCUUUUGA
Molecule: messenger RNA, 1188 nt
Organism: Pochonia chlamydosporia 170
Lineage: Eukaryota; Fungi; Ascomycota; Sordariomycetes; Hypocreales; Clavicipitaceae
Product: NAD(P)-binding domain-containing protein
Exons: 4
Coding region: 1-1188 (395 amino acids)
Molecular function (GO): oxidoreductase activity, acting on the CH-OH group of donors, NAD or NADP as acceptor
Source: RefSeq, a predicted model, not a curated record